UGGGACGUUAAAAUUUGUUAAAUAACAUUUCUUAUAAAAUUAUCUGAUUUUCUAACUCAAAUGAUAGUGCUAUCAUACUAACGUAAAAUUGGUGAAAUUAGAUAAUUAUUUUUUGUUUUAACUAGCUUACAAUCAAUGCUAAGGAGCAUUUCAAUAAUACACUAUUGUUAUGAGUGGAAACUUUGGUCAAUUUAAUGAGUACUACAAAAUAUUCCUACUGUAAGGCAAUUGAAAUAGAAGGAUCAGGAUUUAAGAAAAUAAAAGAAGAACAAGUACUACAAUGGAAACUUUGGUCAAUUUAAUGAGUAAUACAAAAUAUUCCUACUGUAAGGCAAUUGAAAUAGAAGGAUUAGGAUUUAAGAAAAUAAAAGAAGAACAGGUACUACAAUGGAAAAUUUGGUCAACUUAAUGAGUAAUACAAAAUAUUCCUACUGCAAGCCAAUUUCAAUACAAGUAUCAGGAUUUAAGAAAGUAAAAGAAGAAGAGGGGUUGAAAUCGAUUAAAAGGAGCGCCGGAAAAUAAAUAAACACAGGUUUGCGCGACUAACGAGAACAGGAUGACAGAAAACAAAGUAGGGAGCUUCACGCUAAGAGUUAAGGGUGCCACAUAUCACCCCGUGUUCGUACGAGUGGAAUCAGGACUCCAGGAAAAAGAAGAAUAAAGACUGUAACUAUGCGAAUGUGGACGAUAAUAUUCCAUUCAAGAUCCCCCACGAACAAUACAGGAUUCACAUGAGUGGUACCUCACACCAUUCUAAAGUGAGUCACCUGAGGAAUAUUCCAGAAUAAAAUCCAUCCCUUAGCAGUAUUAUAAAAAGCAAGCAUCGGACUGCCAGAGCCAGUGCAUCAGGAGCUUUUAAACUACGAGGAGGCCCUCAACAAAGAGUAGUCCAGUGCGUCAGGAGCUUUCGAACUAAGAGUAGUCCAGUGUGUCAAGAGCUUUUAAACUAAGAGGAAGCUCUCAACAAAGUGCAGUACAGUAAAAUUUCGGGAACUCUUUUGUCUUGAAUGAGAUUUCAAUCAACUAAAUUUCAAUUUCUAAUCGACAUCUAUUUAUUUCUACUGAAAUCAAGCAUCGAUUUCGAAAAUUAAAAUUAAAUACAAAAGAGUAAAUAUCGAAUUAGACUCCAUUAUUCACCAACUUCAGCAUUGAAGUUGACAAUCAACUUAGUGUCUCGCGCACUCAACAUCGGAGGACCUUCCAGUUUCAACGCCUCCAUUCUCCAGAUUCAACAUCUCCAACCUCUAGACGAAUCAACGCCAAGUUCAUUGCGACAUCACCUUCAACAACGAAGACGACCUAAAAUUCAACUUCACGCAAUUACUCACUGACCAAUUCCAAUCGUAACAACCUGGUAGAGAAGUAUUCCGUAACAACAUCCUGAGUGUACCAGUUAUAAAUAAAACACCUAUUUAAUAUUAUUCAAAUCGUAAGUAAAUAUUUAAUUUCUUUCUUUAAUAUCUCAUUUUCUCCUCUUUUCCUUUUUCCAACCGGUUCUGAUGGUCAUCCCUUAGUGUUAACUAGUCAAUAAGUUUCUAAAUCAAAGAGAUCUGUCAAUAAGUGUAACUGCCACUACCAGGGUAAAGGCAUUUAGUUGUCUGACCGUACAAACAAGCAGUUGAUCACAUUUGUGUCGUCCCAGGACGUAACAUAAAUAAAAUUUUUGGUGUCAGAAGUGGGAUUCAAUAGAAAAAUAAUGCCCGUGACGAUCUCUCUGGUAUGGAAACUUCAUCUCCUGGUAGAGGGAAAUUAAACCCUAAAGUUGUUAUUUCCCCACCCGUAGGUCAAUCAAUACUUCGUACCCCAAUAUUACCACGAUAUCGACCUCCAGAAAAUCCAAUAGACAGUAUCGUAGUUCAAAAAUUAAACCCCGAUUUAGCAAAUUUAUCCGACGCAAAAUUCGAGGAUUUAGAAAAUCCGGAACACAGAAAUCAAAAUCAAAUAAUUCCAAACGUUUUUAAUCGAAGCAACGAAAUGUUCGGUCAAAACGGAGCAGACCAUCAAAAUGACCCAGCAAAUCCACUAAUUCCACCAGUUCCGCCAAAUCCAGAUAACGAAAACGAUCGAGUGGUGAAUCUACCCGAACAAAUCGCCGACGUGAGACGACCAUAUGCCGUUCCGGUAUCAAUUAAAUAUGCUAUCGAAGCUGUACCUAUUUUUGACGGUCAAAAUAUUCCAUUCUCUUAUUUUGUCGAAGGCUGUCGCGAAGCAAAAGCAAUGAUACCCCCUGAGGACGAGCUAAGUUUAGUUAGAGUUUUACGAAAUAAACUACGUGGACAAGCCCGACGGACAAUUCUUUCCACAGAAUUCGCGAAUGUUGAACAAUUUAUAACCUUCUUAAAAAACUUAUAUUCACCUUCUAAAACAUACCUUCAGUUGUUAGGAGAACUAGGUAGAAUUUUUCAAAGGGAUGAUGAAAACGCAGUAAAUUACACAAAUCGUGCCCGCGAAUUAGGCAACAGAAUUCUUGACGCCUAUAAAGCUCAAGAAAAUAGAGAUAUGCCUCUUGCGUUCAGAGAAGCAUAUAACAUAGAAAUUAAAAAUUCUUUAAUUCAAGGCUUAAAACCAGAAAUUGAGCAGAGAAUUUCUAGAAAUAAAAAUUUUAUGGACACGGUUCACGAAGCAAUUCACAUCGAAAGACAGUUAGAAGCAAAAAACGCGUUACGUGGAAAAAUGCCUCAUAAGUAUAAUCGAUCGGCGGAAACGUAUAGUUUUGACAGAAACCCACGAAAUACAAGAGAUAUAAAUGUAAUUCAAGAUCAACCGUUAAAAUGCGAAUUUUCUCGCGAAAAUGGACAUUCGACAACAAAUUGCCCACAAAAAAAUAAUAAUAAUAGAAACUUAAACUCUCGGUACUACGAUAAAAUGUGUAGAUAUUGCAAAAAUCCGGGUCAUACUAUUGAAGAAUGCCAAAAAAGGCAAUAUAAUAACAAUAUUAGAUAUCAACGUCCAAAUAAUUCAGAAAAUUUUCAACCUUUAAAUCCAGCAAUUUUUAAUCGCCAACCACAUUAUUUAAAUACGCAGAAUUCCUAUAACCGUAAAAAUCAACCAAAUUAUCAACGAAAUCCAAAUUUUAAUCAACUUAGAUUUCAACAGAAUAAUAAUUAUAAUCGUCCAAAUUUUCAAAACCCAAAUUACCGAAAUUUUCAACCACCCGAGAAUUACAAUCGCGCAAAAUUUCAAAAUUCAAACUAUCGAAAGUUUCAACCUCCUAAUAAUUAUAAUCGUAAUAACUUUUCACGCGAAAAUUCCCAACCUUACUCAAAUAAUUUUAAUAAUCAAAACAACCCAAGUAAUUUUAGUAAUCCCAAUAAUUUUAAUGAUCGAAAUAAAGGACCGGUAAGAUUCGCGGAUGAUCAGCAGGUACCAAACAUCGAUCAAAGUCCUAAACAUACGUAUCAGGGAAACUUCCCACCGCUUCCCCGAGCGGGCGUAUCGAGGGAAGCUCAAAACCAACGUCCAAUUUUGCACAUACAGAACGCAGAUACGGAAUCAGAAACAAUAGAAGAAUCGGAAACGUUAGGGGAAUUGUUUCAGUCGCCUCUAUCGAAUUAAAACAAAAAUGUCAAGCUCCUACAAUAAGAAUCGAUACACCUAGCUUUAAAAAUUCUGUAAUAGUUAUGAUUGACACCGGUUGCGAAA
This is a messenger RNA of Cotesia glomerata, 3642 nucleotides long. RefSeq names its product GATA zinc finger domain-containing protein 14-like. The transcript has a single exon. Lineage: Eukaryota; Metazoa; Arthropoda; Insecta; Hymenoptera; Braconidae. The coding region runs from base 1720 to 3555 and encodes 611 amino acids. Gene Ontology annotation, molecular function: nucleic acid binding; zinc ion binding. The record is from RefSeq and is a predicted model, not a curated record.